CUCCUCCUCCUCCUCCUCCCCGUCCUUCCCCCCCGGCCGCGGCAGCGCUGCGGGGCCAUGGACUGGCAGGUGCUGACCAGGGAGCUCUCGCUGUACCUGGAGAGCCAGGUGCGCGUGGGGCUGUUCGGCUCCGGCGUGGGCUUGUCCCUCGUGCUGGGAUUCGGCGUCGCCUACGCCUGCUACUACCUCAGCAGCAUCGCCAAGAAACCCCAGCUGGUGGCCAGCAACGACCAUUUUUGCCGCUUUCUUGAGGAAUAUUGCCCUGUUGUGACAGAAACUUACUAUCCCACAAUUUGGUGCUGGGAAGGUCGAGUGCAGACGCUCCUGCGUCCCUUUAUCACCUCUAGACCCCAAGUACAGUACAGAAACGAGCUCAUUAAAACAGCAGAUGGAGGACAGAUUUCGUUGGAUUGGUUUGAUAAUAACGACAGCUUAUAUUAUCCGGAUGCCAGCACAAGACCCACUGUCCUGUUAUUGCCUGGCCUGACCGGAACAAGCAAGGAAUCCUACAUUCUUCAUAUGAUCCAUCAAAGUGAAACCCUGGGAUAUAGAUGUGUGGUUUUUAACAAUCGGGGAAUUGCUGGCGAGGAGCUUUUGACACCAAGGACUUACUGUGCAGCGAACACAGAGGAUUUAGAGGCCGUAAUUCAUCACGUACACAGCUUGCACCCCUCAGCACCGUUCAUGGCAGCCGGUGUUUCUAUGGGAGGCAUGCUUCUUUUAAAUUACCUGGGCAAAACUGGCAGAGACACUCCUUUAAUGGCAGCUGCAAUUUUCUCUGCGGGUUGGAAUGUUUUUGAAUCUGUAGAAUCUCUGGAGAAGCCGCUAAACUGGCUUCUUUUCAACUAUUACUUGACUACUUGUCUACAGUCCUCUAUCAGCAGGCAUCGAAAAAUGUUGGAGAAAUUAUUUGAUAUGGAUCUUGUGAUGAAGGCUAGAACUGUUAGAGAAUUUGAUAAGCAGUUCACUUCAGUCAUGUUUGGCUACCCUACAAUUGAUGAUUACUAUGAAGAUGCUAGCCCGUGCCGCAAGCUGAAGUCAGUAGGAAUUCCAGUUUUAUGUCUAAACUCUAUGGAUGAUGUUUUCUCACCAGGUCACGCUAUACCAGUAGAAACUGCCAGACAAAAUGCAAACGUUGCUUUGGUCCUGACUUCGUGCGGAGGCCACAUUGGUUUUCUGGAAGGAAUUUGGCCAAGGAAGUGCACUUACAUGGACAGAGUCUUCAAGCAGUUUGUGCAAGCUGUGUUUGAGCACGGGAACAAAAUCUUUAGCAUGUAGCUUCGGACCGCUAUUAUAACACAGUGGCACGUUCUGACAAGGGCAGUUAAGCUUAAUGCACAAAUUUAACUCCUGUAAGCCAGCAAAUGGAUAAAGUCCAUUACUACAUGCAAAAAUAUUUUUUGCCUAAGAUUUUGUAGCAAGAAACUAAGUUUUAUGUUGUCACUUUUAUAUUUAUUUUUAAUAUGCCUUACUAAGAAUGACCUUAAAUGAAACAGCAUUCUGCAUACAUCAAAUUGCACUUAUCCAAACCCAUCAAGUAAAUGGAUUAUAAUUCCUCAGGAUUUUCAUUUAAACCAGUAUUUAUUUAGGAGGCUUAAUUUAGGUGGCUUCUAAUAUUAGAAGGGCAACACUUAAAAUAGUAUAUAUUAUCCUGUCACAUGUAGUACAAGUUGGCCCAUUCCUUAGGGCACUGAUGGUGAGAAUCUUUAAACGUGAAAACAAAAGGAGGAGGGAACACAAAGAAUCACUGGUUCUUUAAAUAAGUCAAAAUUUCAGCAUGUUAUUCUAUAGCAUUAGGAUGAUACCUGCUUUUGCUGUUCUAAUUGAGAGUAUCCAGAUUUAGGGCCAGUUACUGUUUUUUAAACUACGUCAAUGCCAUACAUGUCUUACAUGAUUAUUUUUUAAACAGCUAAUUUAUAGUGUUUACAUAUAACCAAAAGGUUCCUUUAAAACAGUACUGUAAUAACUUAUGUAAUUAAAAGACAUCUCAUGUUUCAAAGUUCAUGUAAAGCUGGGUGUUGUCAUAGAUUGUAAUACAUACUUGGUAUAACUGGUAAACUUGAUGAUUCUAUCUGUUAUGUUUAUAUACUAUUACCCUGCAAGAACAUUUUAGUUUUAAAGAAUAAACAUUAGAACGUCAGGAAAUUACUAUAUAAUCUGCUUUACAUAAAAAAAAUAAUUAUCCAAA
This is a messenger RNA of Cuculus canorus (common cuckoo), 2188 nucleotides long. RefSeq names its product abhydrolase domain containing 3, phospholipase (gene ABHD3). The transcript is spliced from 9 exons. Gene Ontology annotation, molecular function: monoacylglycerol lipase activity; glycerophospholipid phospholipase A1 activity; acetylesterase activity. NCBI's taxonomy places the organism in Eukaryota, Metazoa, Chordata, Aves, Cuculiformes, Cuculidae. Bases 58 to 1278 code for a protein of 406 amino acids. The record is from RefSeq and is a predicted model, not a curated record. Gene Ontology annotation, biological process: phosphatidylcholine metabolic process; medium-chain fatty acid catabolic process; medium-chain fatty acid biosynthetic process.